Molecule: messenger RNA, 978 nt
Organism: Durusdinium trenchii
Lineage: Eukaryota; Dinophyceae; Suessiales; Symbiodiniaceae
Source: the annotation of a GenBank genome assembly
AUGGUCAGAGCACUCGUGCAGCUAGGAGUGCCUGAUGAAUUGUCUCCAGACACUUCCAUCCCUGCUGCUGACAUCGCAAAGAUCGUCAGCGCCGAUCCAGAAAUGCUACGACGGGCAGUCCGCUAUGUGGCAGGCAUCGGCGUGUUCAAGGAGAUGCCUGAUGGACGGAUUGCCCACUCAGAGACGUCCCUGCAGCUUCGUAAGGGUGGGGCGCUUCGGAACAAAGUUCUCUACAGGCUUUCUGAAGAGAUAGUAAUGCCUUAUGUUCAUGGUUCUCUCAAGAUCCUGCAAGAUCCAAGCAAGAGCGGCUUCGCCCAUUUGAAUGGCAUAGAUUACUUUACUGAAUGGCUUCCAAAGCAUCCUGAGAGUGAGGCUCUCUUUGGCCAGUAUAUGUCAGAGGCCACAUCUGCAAUGAUGGGGUUGAUUGAAGAUGCCUUCCCGUGGCCGCGUUCAGGCGUCAUCGCAGACAUUGGAGGAGGAAACGGUCAUCUGCUGCGCGCGUUAUUGCAGAAGGGUGCAGCACAGGGUGUUUUGUUCGAUCUACCCUCCGUCAUCGAGACCUCCCGGCAACACUGGCCAGAUGGUGACCUCAUGCGUGGCAGCAGCGUGACAUACAUGCCAGGCAGUUUCUUGGAAGCCGUGCCAGUGAAAGCAGACAUCUACGUGCUGAAGUGGAUCCUGCACGACUGGAGUGAUGCUGAUUGCAUUCGGAUCCUCUCCAAUCUUCAGGCUUCCGCUCCCAAGGAGAGCCAGGUGGUCGUGAUCGACAUGUUGGUGCCUGAAGAUCAGCCAAAUCAGUAUCAUGUGGCGAAAUUCUUCGACGUGCAUAUGGCCAUCGGCUACGGGGGGAAGGAAAGAACUGUGGCAGAGAUGAGGUCUUUGGCGAAGGCCAGUGGUUUUGUGAUGGUUGAAGUUCUUCCGGUCGGCCGCUCGCCCUUUGCCUGCUUUGUGCUGAAGAAGAGCGAAGCUGAGCUGUGA